Molecule: messenger RNA, 318 nt
Organism: Populus euphratica (Euphrates poplar)
Lineage: Eukaryota; Viridiplantae; Streptophyta; Magnoliopsida; Malpighiales; Salicaceae
Product: protein PXR1
Exons: 1
Coding region: 1-318 (105 amino acids)
Source: RefSeq, a predicted model, not a curated record
AUGGGAGAGAAUGAAGGAGCUGAGAAGAAAGAGAAGCAUGAAAAGGAUAACGACGAGAAAGAAGAGAAGGGAGAGGAGAAAACCAAAGACAGGAAGAAGAAAGACAAGGAAAGUAAAGAUAAAAAGGAUAAAGGAGAUGGUGAGAAAGGGAAGAAGAACAAGAACCCUGAAGAUAAGAAGGACCCUGCGAAGCUAAGGGCCAAGCUACAGAAGCUCGACGCCAAGAUGGAGGCACUGUCCAAAAAAAGGGAGGAUAUCCUUAAACUUCUUCAAGAAGUUGAAAUCAAUGUCACACAAGCAAGUGGAGAGGCCGUCUAG